This is a messenger RNA of Triticum turgidum subsp. durum (durum wheat), 849 nucleotides long. Lineage: Eukaryota; Viridiplantae; Streptophyta; Magnoliopsida; Poales; Poaceae. The record is from the annotation of a GenBank genome assembly.
AUGGGCCGGGCUGAAGGCGAACGGUCCAACCCUAGCACGAUUCCCAAAACCCAAAGCUCCUCCUCAUCCUCUUCCAUGGCGAUGGCGUCCGCGCUCCCGCUCCUCCUCGGCCCCCGCCCCAUCAUCUCUCCGAGGCCCACUGCAACGGGCCGCUUCCUCUCCAGCUCCGCUCACCUGUCCACCGCCCCUGCCCCCGUCGAGCCCCUGAAGGGCGGCGGCCGCCUCGCGCGGCUCCAGACGCUCCACGCAGCCUCCUGCUGCAACUCCGCCCCCGCAGCAGCAUCUGGAGGAGUGGAGGCGGCCCGGGCGAAGGGCUUGCAGCUCGUGGCCUGGUACCUUCUGUCUCUUGACAAGCAUCCGGUGGCGACCAAGGCUGUCACUUCUGCUGUGCUGACUCUGGCCGGGGACCUCAUCUGCCAGCUUGUAAUUGAUAAAGUGCCAGAGCUAGACCUGAAGAGAACAUUUGUGUUCACGUUAUUGGGACUUGUCCUGGUGGGGCCAACGUUGCAUUUCUGGUACUUGUAUUUGAGUAAAUUAGUGACGAUCAGCGGGACAUCUGGUGUCAUUUCUCGCCUGUUACUUGACCAGUUCAUCUUCUCUCCUGUUUUCAUUGGUGUCUUCAUGAGCUUACUCGUAACCUUGGAGGGAAAGCCAUCUCUUGUAGUGCCAAAGCUUAAGCAGGAGUGGUUCUCUUCAUUGAUCGCGAAUUGGCAAUUGUGGAUACCGUUCCAGUUUUUGAAUUUCUAUUUUGUCCCACAGAAGCUCCAGGUUCUUGCCGCUAAUUUUGUAGCCCUUGCAUGGAACGUGAUUUUGUCAUACAAAGCUCAUAAGAAGGUUAUCGCGGAGUAA